AUGGAAACUGCUCGAGGGGGGCAUUCUCCCCCGACUUUCCAAAGCGCAGGCAACGGCAUCGCGGCGGAGGUCCUUUCCCGGGGCGUUUUGGAUCCCAUCAACGACGCCCAGGCGACCUCCGACGGACUCGUCUACGCAUCGGCCAACAAAACGGCGACACGUCGCAGGGAGGCCGCAGGCAGCACGAGCCCGUUCAAUUCUUCAGCCUCGGCCAUGGCACCACUUCCGGCCCUUUUAGUCAGGAAGGAAGCUCUAGAACAGCAAAACGGAACGACAGUUUUGCCGGGAAUGUCGCAUAAAGGGCGGCGGCUCACUCCGGUGGUGGAGGCCCUGUUUCAAAACAGGUCGGCGACUGACAGUUGGGUGCACGCCUUGCGUCCCCCUCGCGCGCCGCUCUUUUGGUGGAACACAAGUUGCAUGACUAGUGUUAUUGCAUAG
Klebsormidium nitens is the source of this 438-nucleotide messenger RNA. NCBI's taxonomy places the organism in Eukaryota, Viridiplantae, Streptophyta, Klebsormidiophyceae, Klebsormidiales, Klebsormidiaceae. The record is from the annotation of a GenBank genome assembly.